UCACACUGCCGCUGCUAUUUAGGCAGAGAAAGGAAGUAGCGACAGGCUAGCUGGUUAGCCGGUCUGAAACCAACACAAUCUGCCAGAAAAGACUGGACUUUUGAGCCUGUUUUAUCCCAGAGACUGCUCUUCCUUAUUUAAAAUAAGCUUUAUAAGUAAGCUACGCUUUUUUUGUCGGUUCGUUUUAUUUUUCUCUCCGCCCCGGUUUCAAACCUUAAAAACUGACUCAACUCUGAGCUUUGUCUGGUCUGGGACUCCAAGCGUUGUUAGCCUGCUUGAUAUAUAAGUCAGUCUUGGUUUCAGUCAAAGGAGAAGAAGAGCUCACAAACUGAAAAGCUGCGACUUGAUAAUCAUUUAUUUGUCCACCAGUCGGUCGAAUCGCGGGGAAUGCAGUUAAGGAUUACACGGAGACAAUGAGAAAAUCAGCCGGGAAAGGUGCUGCGUGGUGAGAGGGAAACAGUGGAUGCGGCAUGCUGAGGCCACUCCCCCUGGCUCAGGAUGAGUGUCAGAGAUGGCGCUGCCACCAUGGCAACGAACGCAGGUGGAGGAGGAGGGGGAGGUGGGCCAGCUAACCCUAACGAUCACGAUGGCCGCUCAUACCUGCUCCAGAUCUACCCACGGCUGGCUGCCCAUCCCUCCACCUGCUGCAACCUUAGAGUGCAGAAGGAUGCAACAGCAGCCUCUGUGAUCUCAGACGCUGCCACGGCGCUGGGGCUGGACCCUGGUCGUCUGUAUGUGCUGGCAGAGGUGAAGGAAAGUGGUGGAGAAGAGUGGGUGCUGGAAGCCGGAGACCUGCCGGUACAGAGGUUUCUGCUGUGGCCUCGGAAGGCCCAGGAGGAACACCCUCAGAGCCUCGGCUUUUACUUCCUACUACAGGAAAGGAACCAUGAUGGCUCUAUCCAUUAUGUUCACCUCCCACCUGUGUCCAAGGAGCAGGAGGCACAGCGACUAGCCGCCAGGGGCUUCCUUCCACCUCCACAGGACGACUUUGCAGACCUCUGCAACCUCCCCGUCCUCAAUGAGGACAGGAUAUUAAAUAACCUGCGCACACGCUUUUACAAGAAAAAGAUCUACACCUAUGCAGGCAGCAUCCUCAUUGCCAUCAACCCCUUCAAGUUCCUGCCCAUAUACAACCCUAAGUAUGUCAAGAUGUAUGAGAACCACCAGCUGGGCAAACUGGAGCCUCAUAUCUUUGCUAUCGCAGAUGUGGCUUACUAUGCCAUGCUCAGGAAGAGGGUCAACCAGUGCAUUGUCAUCUCUGGUGAAAGUGGCUCGGGUAAGACCCAGAGUACCAACUUCCUGAUCCACUGUCUAACUGCGCUCAGCCAGAAGGGUUAUGCCAGCGGAGUGGAGAGGACCAUACUGGGAGCAGGACCAGUCCUGGAGGCCUUUGGGAAUGCCAAGACAGCCCACAACAACAACUCUAGUCGCUUUGGUAAAUUCAUCCAGGUUAAUUACCUGGAGAGUGGAGUAGUCAGAGGGGCUGUGGUGGAGAAGUAUCUCCUGGAGAAGUCUCGUCUGGUGUCCAGAGAGAAGAAUGAGAGGAACUACCACGUGUUUUACUACCUGUUGUUGGGGGCUUCAGAGGAGGAGAGGAAGGAGUUUAAGUUGCUGCCGCCUGAAGAAUACUUCUACCUCAAGCAGCAAAACUUUAAGAUAGAAGACGAGGAAGACCUGCGUCAUGACUUCGAAAGGCUGCAGCAGGCAAUGGAGAUGGUUGGCUUCCUUCCCGCCACCAAGAAACAGAUCUUCUCUGUCCUCUCUGCCAUCUUGUACCUGGGCAACGUGACCUACAGGAGGAAGUCAACGGGCCGAGAUGAGGGCUUGGAUGUGGGACCGCCGGAGAUCCUGGCUACACUCUCUGACCUGCUAAAGGUGAAAGAGGAGCUGCUGGUCGAGGCGCUGACGAAGAGGAAAACGGUGACAGUCAAUGACAAGCUGAUCCUCCCUUACAGCCAGUCUGAGGCCAUCACAGCCAGAGACUCCAUGGCCAAAUCUCUGUACAGCGCCUUGUUUGACUGGAUUGUCCUGCGCAUCAAUCAUGCACUGCUUAACAAGAAAGACAUGGAGGAAUCUGUCCCGUGCUUGUCCAUUGGUGUCCUGGACAUUUUUGGCUUUGAGGACUUUGAGACAAACAGCUUUGAGCAGUUCUGCAUCAACUAUGCAAACGAGCAGCUGCAGUAUUACUUCAACCACCACAUCUUCAACCUGGAACAGGAGGAGUACCAAGCAGAGGGAAUCACCUGGCACAACAUCGACUACACAGACAAUGUGGGCUGUAUCCAUCUCAUCAGCAAGAAGCCCACUGGCCUGCUCUACCUGCUGGAUGAGGAGAGCAACUUUCCCCAUGCCACAGAUGAAACAUUAUUGGCCAAAUUCAAGCAGCAGCACCAAGGCAACAAGUACUUUGUCCCCACACCGGUCAUGGAGCCUGCCUUCGUCAUUCGCCACUUUGCUGGAAAAGUCAAAUAUCAAAUCAAGGAUUUCCGGGAGAAGAACACAGACCACAUGCGCCCUGACAUUGUAGCAUUGCUGCGCAGCAGUGACCGUGCAUAUGUGCGGCAGCUCAUCGGCAUGGACCCAGUGGCCAUGUUUCGGUGGGGCAUCCUGCGCGCCACCAUCCGAGGCAUCGCUGCUUUCAACGAGGCGGGCCGGUCCUGGGCUGCCAAAACUUCAGGUGUUGUCCGUCCAAUCUCCAGAACUCCUUUAGGAGAGCUUCAACGGUCCAAUGCCCCAAUAGAGAGAAUGUACAAACGAGCUUCUAUGCUCGAUUUCUACUUUGAUCACUCAGAGGAGCGCCCUCUAGAGGCCUUUGAAGACAUCUUUGCUAGCUAUGAGAGUAAGAAAGACAUGCAUGCAGAGAUCAUCAGCUCCAUUAAGAACUUGCAGCUGGAUGGUGAGGACCCUCGCAAGCUGCUGCAAUCCUGGGGUCGCCUCCGCUUCCCACGACACGUCCUCCAGAAAAACAAGACCACCAAACAGAAGCAGGUCAUCCCCAAGAGUUUGCUGGAUUCUCGGUCUCUGAAGUUCAUUGUGAGCCUGACGCUGCAUGAUCGCACUACCAAGUCCCUGCUGCACCUGCACAAGAAGAAGAAGCCCCCCAGCAUCAGUGCUCAGUUCCAGACCUCUCUGACCAAACUCUUGGAGACUCUGAACAGAGCAGAGCCUUUCUUCAUUCGCUGUAUCCGCUCCAACGCUGAGAAGAAGGAGAUGUAUCUGGAUGAGGCCUUGGUGGUUCAGCAGCUGCGAUACACAGGAAUGCUGGAAACUGUUCGUAUUAGGAGGUCAGGCUACGGAGCCAAGUACACAUUCCAGGAGUUUAUUGAGCAGUUCAGAGUUUUGCUGCCAAAGACCGCCACUGCCUGUAAAGAGGACAUCUCAGUGCUCCUUGACAAGAAGAUGGGCCUGGACCCCACCACAUAUCAGAUAGGCAAAACUAAGGUUUUCUUGAAGGAGCUCGAGCGGCAGCAGCUGCAGGACACGCUGCACAAGGACGUAAUUCGUAAAAUCAUCUUCCUUCAGCGUUGGUUCAGAGCUUGUCUACAGAGGAAAGAGUUUAUGGACAUGAGACAGGCAGCCAUCUUGAUCCAGCGUUCAUGGCGUAGGUACUGCAAAGAGGAGCGAAGGCAGCAUGCAGCUACUUUGAUUCAGGCUGUGUGGAGAGGGCACAGACAGAGAUUAGAGUACCACCGCCAAAGACAGGGCGCUACCAAAAUACAGGCCCUGGUCAGAGGCCACUCAGCACGCAGGAGGUGUCAAUCCAUGCGUGAGGAUAAACGGAGGAUGGAGGAAGAGGAAAAAGAAGCUCAGAGGAGGGCAGAAGAAGAGGAAAGAAGGAGGAGAGAAGAGGAAGAAGAGGCGAGGAGAAAAGCUGAGGAGGAAGAAGAGGCGAGGAGGAGGAUGGAAGAAGAAGCAAGGAGAAAAGAAGAAGAGGAGGAGGAAGCGAGGAGGAGAGCAGAGGAAGAAGAGGCAGCUAGAGAAGAGCAUGAAGCAAAGAAAAAGAGAGAGGAGGAAAGACUGGCAAGAGAGCCUCAAACAAGAGAAGAUCCAGAUAUAGAGCUGGUCACAGAGGAGAUGCUGGAUGACAACCUCCCUGUCCAAGAGACAGAGGAGGAGAGAGGAGAGGAGGACGAAGAGGUUAAAUCAAGCUCGCACACAGAGGAGGAGGAGCAGGAGAAGGACGAAGAGCUGGAGGAUGAGGAUGAGGAAUUAAAUUUGGAGACCAACGGUACCGCGGCUGAGGCUGGACCCCAGCCGGAUGAGAAAGAGGAGGAAGAGGAUUUGGACACCAGAGGUCUGCCCUCUGAUGGGGUCACCUCCAACGCACUUACACCCACAUCUCCAGGCAAGGCUUCAGAUAAACAGGCUCCCAGCACUACCUCCACACCUUCCAAAGCUGAACAAAACAGAGUACGACCUCCAGCUAACCGGGGCCAGUCAUCCAGGAGCCAGGAGAAGAGAGAGCAGAGGAGACGAAGAGGGCUGGAACACAACCAGAGAGAGACUGAUCGAGCCGCUUCCUCCUCUUCCUUCUCCUCAGCCAUUGGCAAGGACCAAACGUCCCCGCCGAAGAGCAAAAGCCAGGAGUCCCCUAAGCUAAAAGAGCGGUCAGACAGCAAGGAGCUCGACCAGUACACCUUUGUGGCCUGGAAGAUGAAGGAAGACAAGGGAGGGAAGAAGGAGGCAAAAACUUCUCCUCCUCCUCCCGCCUCCGGUCCCGUUCGACCGUCCACGCUGUCCCUGCAGCCCGCCGAUCCUGCACCUGAGAGAAACGGCCUAGGGGAGGGUGGGGGAGCGGUAAACCUGCAACGCCGCCCCGGGGCGAUCAAGGAGAAGCCGGAGAAGUGGAGGGGCAGGAGGAGUAACGGAGAAUACUCUGAGAGAAACAGCCCUCCUCCACCUCACAACAGAGAGGAAAGGAGGAAAAAACAACCACUGAGUGAAACAGCCUCAUCAUCAAUUGACAGUUUGUCUCCAGGUUCAGAAGGAGCUGGUGCUGUGUCGGCCAGAGAGUUCAUUUCUCCCUCAGACAGCCAUGGUGAUGGCUCAAAGGGGAGCUCCUUUAGACGGAGACAGCAAGAGGGUUCUGGUCACCCAGAUUCAGCACACUCCAUGCCAUCCACACCUGACAGGCCUGGUGGGUUCUUCAGCAAGAUUUUGAAAAAACGACCCCACAAAGAGGCCCAGACUCCAGACAACGGAGAGCUGACACUCGCUCAGAUUCUCAAUGAGAGGCCAACAGGAGGGGAAGCCCCAACCUCUGGACAUCCAUCUCGGCCUCUUUCGCAGCCUCACAGCGACCGUAAAGGUGUAGGCCGCAACCCCUCCAUAAAGAUCAGUCGUGCCACGCGGGUCUCGGAGCAGUGGAACGCCUCACUGGACCGGGAGAUUACCAAUGCCAAUGAGCUGCGGCACCUCGACGAGUUCCUGGGCAACCAGGUCAAUGACUUCCGCUCCAGGGGGAAGUCGCUCUCAGCUACAGAGGCCAUCUUUGUAACAGCCACUAUGCAGUUCAGAGAGAAUAUAAAAGCCAUGUAUUCCCUCACGAAACCUACCAUUGGCUACAAAGCUCUGAUGACAAGCUACCAGAACAAAGUGAUCCACCUGGCGAGCGACAAGCAGAAAGGAGAAGUCCAACUUGUGGUGAACUUGUUCCAGUCGGUGCUGGACGGCUUCAUCAGGGGGGAGAUGAAGAAGGAGGAAGCUGAACCUGCAAAGCCCGCUAAAGCCCGGAAGAAGAGGAGGAAAAAAGACAAAAGUAUGGAGAGCCCGCUGGAUCAUGGGUUCGUCAACUAUCAGGUCAACAUCAUGCAGUCGUGUGACCAGUGUAGUUCUUACAUCUGGGGCAUGGAGAAGGCCUACAUGUGCAGCUAUUGUAAAAUGGUGUGCCAUAAGAAGUGCAUCUGCAAAAUAACCGCUGACUGCUCCACCUUCUGUGCCAAAAAGAGUGACGAAGACUCCGGUGGUCAGCAUUUCGGGGUGCGCGUGUGUCACCUGGUCAGUGAUAAGAACCCAGUACCCAUGGUGCUGGAGAUGAUGCUGGAGCACGUGGAGAUGCAUGGCCUCUACACAGAGGGCAUCUACCGCAAGUCUGGCUCUGCCAACAGAAUAAAAGAGCUGCACCAGCGACUGGAGACCGAUCCACACCAGGUCUGCCUUGAAGACUACCCCAUCCACACAGUGACGGGCCUGGUCAAACAGUGGUUGAGGGAGCUGCCAGACCCACUCAUGACCUUCACACAUUACAAUGACUUCCUACAUGCAGUUGAACUACCAGAGAAGCAGGAGCAGCUUCAUGCCAUAUACAAAACGCUGGAGGAGCUUCCUACAGCAAACUUCAACACUUUGGAGAGACUCGUCUUUCACCUUGUCAGAGUGUGUAAGGACGAGGCUCACAACCGCAUGUCUCCUAACUCAUUAGCCAUAGUUUUUGCCCCAUGUAUCCUGCGCUGUCCAGACAGCGCUGACCCGCUGCUCAGCAUGAAGGAUGUUGCCAAGACGACCACGUGUUUAGAGAUGCUCAUCAACGAGCAGAUCAGACGCUACAAUGAGAAGAUGGAGGAGAUCGAGCAGCUGGAGUACGCCGAGGCUCUGGCUGUUAACCAGCUCAAACUCAAGAGACAAAACACGCACUACUGGCAUUUACCUCUCAGGUUCUCAGCUCCUUACAAAGGAGUGGUGGUGCAUGAGAAGGUCAGCUCUGACCUCAGUGUGGUCCCUGAGAACGAGCCUCUGGACUCGGACACGGAGGCUGAGAAAAACCUGGUGGAGCGCAUCAAGUCCAUCAAACAGGAGAAAGAGGAUCUGGCCUGCCGGCUGCCGGAGAUGGAGCAGCCCGGCUCGGACCAGGAGAACUUGGACUCCGAAGCCUCGCUGAGCUCCGAGAGUCUUUUGGACGAGCAGCAGCGCUCCUCUGCUCAUAGCUCAGAGCCAGAAGGACGAGGUGGCUUCCAGCUGAAAAGGUUCAGGCCAGUUUGUCCACCCAAACCACCCGACCUGGCCCAGCGACCUAAAAUCCUCAUUGGACGCGUCUCUCUGUCAAACCUCACCCCCGCCAGCUCCACCUCCUCCGUGUCCAGCUGCGCUUCUUCAACCUCUGAAUCCUCCAGCGCCUCUUUACGGCAUCUGCUGCAACGCCGCAACCCUGUCAUCCCGGACACGGUUAAACUCCCCCCGGGCGUGCUUUCCCAGUCCGCGGCCUCCAGUCUGGCUCAGACUUACACCCCUCCCAUGAAUCGAGCUUUCAAAAACGUGGUCAGGAGAAGAGAGCAGCCGGGCCGCCGCAAAGACAGCACCCAGUCCCUGUACAUCGACAGCCCCGAGUGCGACCUGUUGUUGCAUUUCUCCUCCUGCCCUCCCUCCGCCUCCUCCUCCUCCUCCUCCAUCUCCUUGGUGACUCGCUCCCCUCAGGAACAGCACCACGACGCACGAGCUCCGAAGGGCCAGAGACGUUUUUCUGACCCUGACAUACCUUAUGCGGAAGAAGACGUCUGACACGGGACAGAACAGAAAAGAUGUGUGAGUGAAGAGGUGAGGAAGAUUAAGGGCAACAACCUCUAUUAACAAAAGGAAAUAAAUGUUAACGGGAUGCAGAGUUGCCACAGAUGACAGUGAUGGCAUUGUAGAAAGUCAGGAGAGGAUUCAAAUCAAGAGUGACACAGAGAAAGAGAAAUUACUGGAACAUGAGAUGUACAGCUGCCACAGUGGCUCUACAGAGCUGAACCGAUGUCAGACACAGGAGGCUGUUCCAGUUGCUGUUGUCAGAGGGAAACUAAUCAAGGAACUUCUGAUGUGUUUAAAGUCUUGUUGAUAAGUAUGACAGUAAAAAUAACUGGACAAGGAUGUUGCCAAGCACCUUUUCUAUCAUUUUGAUAUAUUAGGCUUACUCUUAGCGAAUUCAGCUCGGACACAGGCUGAAUUCUCUGUAGCCUCAUAAUGAUGGAACUUUGUUUUAUGCUUAUUCUGUUUUUCGUUUUAAACACAUUUGUGUUAAUUCAAGGAAAUAAUAAAGGUUCCAGUCGCACUUUUCAUUUCUUAGUUCUCCUAAUCAGCAAAACACACUCUAUGAAAUGUUAGCUAGUGCCUUGAUAAUGUACAGUAAUUUGAACAAGGAACUCAUUUCUCAUGUCAUGAUUAUUGAACUGUCUUGCUGAGGGUAGGAGGGUUAUGUGGGAUAAAGAGAGGGUACCUUUGCCUCGGAGUUUUGUGUUUUUUGACAGAUCGCAAGACGGACAUGUUUGAAACAAGGACCUAAACAAGCACAACAGUCAGCAAUGGUCUGUCCGCCUCCCCCUUCCACCUUCUUACCUGCAGCAAACACCAGAUAGGAAGUCGUUGGCUGUCAUGCAGCGAAGGGAAAUGGGAGCAGCACACGCCACUUUUCUCACGCCACUUUUUUCUUUUUUUUUUUUUUUUUUUUUUUGGAAACAACAAAAACACAACACCGGCCGCCAGCAUGCAACAGCCACGCCGCGACGUCUUUAAAGCUCAAAGUCCUUGAACUCACCUUGCCCUAUUCUAAAAUGAACUUGGCUUCACUCAGCUGUGGACAGUCCCCGUAACCAACAGGUUCUGCUGAAGCACAUUUCAACUUUGUGUGAAAUGUAAUACUAAUGUUCUCUCUGACUGCUGUUCUGAAUGAUGUCUGUUAGUCUGUCUGGAUUAUGAGGAUGUGUAACAGAGAGUGUAUGGAUGGGACUGAAUGAUGUGAACUGUAAUGGUUAUUAGUAUUAACAUGACAAUACAGAACGUGAUGCUUGUAA
This is a messenger RNA of Lates calcarifer (barramundi perch), 8762 nucleotides long. RefSeq names its product unconventional myosin-IXb (gene myo9bl). The record is from RefSeq and is a predicted model, not a curated record. Gene Ontology annotation, cellular component: myosin complex. Gene Ontology annotation, molecular function: GTPase activator activity; microfilament motor activity; protein binding. The coding region runs from base 499 to 7494 and encodes 2331 amino acids. Gene Ontology annotation, biological process: intracellular signal transduction. NCBI's taxonomy places the organism in Eukaryota, Metazoa, Chordata, Actinopteri, Centropomidae. The transcript is spliced from 44 exons.